UUGGCAACGGUUGAAGAAAAGGUGGAAAUGGAAGAAGCACUUAUGAAGGUGAAGAAGAAGAAGAAAGCUGAAGUUUUGUCUUCUCCUUCAACAACAUUCUGUGUUACUGGAGCAACUGGGUAUAUUGGUUCAUGGCUUGUGGCGGCUCUUCUUCAAAGAGGCUACACUGUUCAUGCUACCGUUAGAGAUCCUGAAAAGUCAUUUCACCUGCUAUCGUUAUGGACAAGAGGUGACAGAUUGAGAAUUUUCAAAGCAGAUUUGAAUGAAGAAGGGAGCUUCGAUGAGGCUGUAAGAGGCUGUGAUGGCGUUUUUCAUGUUGCAGCUUCAAUGGAAUUCAAUGUGGAUAAGAGAGAAAACAUUGAGGCCUAUGUUCAAGCAAAUAUAGUUGAUCCUUCAAUCAAAGGGACCUUGAACCUUCUAAAGUCCUGCAUGAAUUCCAAUUCUGUGAAAAGGGUUGUUCUCACUUCUUCAAUAAGUACAAUUACUGCCAAAGACAACAAUGGGAAGUGGAAACCUGUUGUUGAUGAAUCUUGCCAAAUGCAAAGUGAACAUGUGUUGAAAACACAAGCAAGUGGAUGGGUUUAUGCCCUUUCAAAGCUUCUAACAGAAGAGGCAGCAUUUAAGUUUGCAAAAGAGAACGGCAUUGAUCUUGUGUCAGUCAUAACAACCACUGUUGCAGGCCCAUUCUUCACUGCUACUGUACCAUCAAGUGUUAAACUGCUACUGUCACCAAUAACAGGUGAACCUGAGUUCUUCAAGAUAUUAUCUGCUGUAAAUGCAAGAAUGGGGUCAAUUGCUUUAGUUCACAUUGAGGAUAUAUGCAGUGCGCAUAUUUUCCUAAUGGAGCAUUCUAAAGCAGAAGGUCGAUACAUAUGCAGCAACCAAAGCUAUCCAUUGUCUAUGUUGGUCAAUCUUCUUACCAAAGAGUAUUCUUACUCAAAUAAGAAAAGGAUACCUGAGAAAAACUAUGAUAAAGUUCCUUCUGAGAUUUGCUCAAAGAAAUUAAGAGAUCUGGGUUUUAGUUACAAGCAUGGAGUUGAAGAUAUAAUCCACCAGACAAUUAUUUGUUGCUUAGAUUAUGGUUAUUUACCUCCCGUUAGACAGUAGUCUUUCAAUACUAGUGCAUGCACAUGAUUUUGAAACUUCUGUACAGUUUUGUGGUCACAGAAAACAAAUGAAGUCAUAUUUUGAAAGAUCAAGUUCCUUCUUGAAUAUUUGUAUGGACAAAUGAAGUCAUAUUUAUCGUUUCUUAUAAACGUUUUGAUCCUAUUUUCUAAGUA
Molecule: messenger RNA, 1280 nt
Organism: Vigna radiata var. radiata (mung bean)
Lineage: Eukaryota; Viridiplantae; Streptophyta; Magnoliopsida; Fabales; Fabaceae
Product: putative anthocyanidin reductase
Exons: 6
Coding region: 28-1107 (359 amino acids)
Molecular function (GO): oxidoreductase activity, acting on the CH-OH group of donors, NAD or NADP as acceptor
Source: RefSeq, a predicted model, not a curated record